This is a messenger RNA of Oldenlandia corymbosa var. corymbosa, 2507 nucleotides long. Lineage: Eukaryota; Viridiplantae; Streptophyta; Magnoliopsida; Gentianales; Rubiaceae. The record is from the annotation of a GenBank genome assembly.
GGUUUAACAGGAAGAGAGGAUAGAUUUUAAUUUGAUUCCUUCCUGACAUUCAAUAACGAAGGUAUAUUAAAACCAUUCCUUUUAAUGAGGCAUUCAUUCAAGUUUUCUGUUUUUCUGUUGGGAUUUUUUAAAUUUUGUUUUGCUAUGUUUUAUUUUGGAUGCUGGAAUGUGUUGUCAGCUGGGUUUAUUUAAUUGUUUUUUAAUUUGUUUUGUUGGUUAAGCUUCUCUGCAGCUGGCUGCUACCCUUGUCGUUCAUUUUUUUCUCUCUGUGUUAAUAGAAAUGAAUACCCUUUUGGUGCAGGGAUAAUGUUGUGAUUAGGGUUUUUGUGUUAGUAGUUGUUGUUGGUGGUUCAAGAUUGAAUCUUUGUUGUUGCUUCUUCCACUGGUGGUGUGGUGACGUGUGGUUUUAUUAGGAGAAAAGAGGGGGCAUCUGUUAUUUUCUGGAAAUGAAAUGGAAUUUUGUUUUUCGGUUUGAAUUGAAUUUAGCAAUUGUUUUUGUCGGGAAUUAGUGUUGCAACUUCUGGAAGUUGGGACACACUAACUAAUGUCAGUUGUCUGAGUGAUUGGGGUUUUUCAUCCUUGGUUAAUUUGGUUGUUUGGUCAAUCAUCUUCUACGUUUCAUUCAUUCGCCUUUUUUCAAGGGGGGAAACAGAAGAGGACGUAGGAAGAAAUCUGAAACAGGGAGGGAUUAGAAUUUAUUGUUUUCCUCUGUUUUGAUGUGCUCGGUUUAUACCUAGUACUGAAGUAAUUUCACAAUGCUUUAUUCAAUUUGCUGUUGUCUCAGCCUUGGAAACUAUUUGCUUCCUUCCUCCUGCUCAGAAGCAAAGCUUCCCUGUCACUUUUGUAUCUUCUUAUUGGAAACAUUUCUUUGUUGCAAUGGUCCCUAAUUCUUUUUAUUCACAUCAAUUGAUGAAUGUCCUUCAAUAGUGGUAUAUAUUCAGUUGUUGAUCAUUGGUCUGUUGGGCUUGCACUAAAUUGUUUAUUACAGUAAGUUUUUUGUGAUUGGUUACUCCAAAUUUUUCUCUCAUAUUGGGCAUAUAUUUUAGGUACGUUACUUGAUCUCGUUGCAUGUUCUGGAAAUCGAACUAUCGGUUUGGUUGCAUAUGGCUUUUUUAGUUAAAUGAAGUGUUGGGAAGAGAAAUUGGGAAGACCUAUGGUUUGUCUAUGUUCAUAUAGUGCCGGCUGCAUUUGCAGUUCAGCUUGUUUAGAUGCAUCAUUUGUCUAUGUUCUAGGUGCCUUUGUAUUUCAACUUGUUAGAGACCAUUAAUGUAUAUUUUUUGGGGGGGAAAAGAUGGUAUUGUUUCCAAAACUAUCCGUAUUGUCCACUGGGGAAUUGAGUUGUUUGUGAUUUAACUGAUAUGUCAUUGUUAUUUUAGCAGGUAUUGAUGGCAGAGGUUGUUGAUAGUGAAAUAAUUAAACCAGAGAUGAUGAAGUCAUACAUAUGGCUACAAACUUCGGAAGGAUCCAUACAACAGGUUGAACAAGAGGUUGCUGUGUUUUGCCCUCUUAUAUGUCAUGAAAUUCACUCGGGCAUGGGAACUUCCAAGAAUUACCCUAUAGUACUUCCUUCACGGGUCAGUCCAGCCAUGUUGAGUCUGAUUCUUGAUUAUUGCCGUUUUCAUCAAGUUCCGGGCCGCAGUAACAAGGAAAGGAAGUCCUUCGAUGAGAAGUUUAUUAGGAUGGAUACAAAAAGGCUAUGUGAGUUGACAUCUGCUGCAGAUAGCUUGCAACUGAAGCCUCUUGUUGAUCUUACUAGUCGUGCCCUUGCAAGAAUGAUUGAAGGGAAGACUCCAGAAGAGAUACGUGAUAUUUUCCAUCUUCCUGAUGAUCUGACCGAGGAAGAGAAGCUGGAGCCUAUAAAGAAUACUAUUGACGACCCGCGGAUUCGCUUAUUAAAUAGACUAUAUGCAAGAAAGAGGAAAGAAUUGAGGGAAAGAGAAAGAUUGAAGAAUGUUGAAGUUGAAGAGGAGCGCGUUGACGAUCGAUCAGUUGAGGAUCUCUUGUCUUUCAUCAACGGGGGAGAUGCAGAUUCAAAGGCAGUCAAAACUUCUAAGAACAAAAAGAAGAACCGCAAAAAGAAAGAUUCACAAAAGAACACUCCAUCAAACGGCGGUAAAACCUCAAACAAUGGUUCAUCUUCUAGCAAUAAUGCUCUGAAGCUUGGGCAGGGGUCCCAUGGGUCUGAUUUGACGUGCUCUGAUGCUUCAGCUUGCGAUAACGUUCUUGACAACCUGGGAAAGAAAUUGAAGUUGCAGAAUUUAGAAGACAGCCUUGGUCCUGAUGAUGACUUUGAUGCUGGUGACUUAGAUGAUGAUAUUGACCCUGCAAUGAAAGAAAAGAUUGAUAGGGAAGUGGAAGAUUUUGCUAGGAGAUUGAACUCAGACUGGCCUGAGAGAAUGCAAGAGUUACUUUCUGUUGGACAAGAGAAAAGGCGAAUACCAACAGCCAUUAAUUGCAAUGGUUCCUUGAGGAGAUAUGCAAGUAUGCACAAUUCAUUUUUUCCAUGA